AUGUCAUUUAAACACCCAAUCCUGUAUCACCCACUGAGCAUCAGAGCUAAAGUACAAUCACUUCCCCAGGUGGCAGAAAACGGCAAGAGGAAUGCAGUACCUGGGAUCACCUUGGCCCAUGCGUCCUCGAACCAGAACCCAGAGGCUCAUAGUACGUCCCUGCAGGACGCUAAGAUCGCCCGAUCAGAACUUGCAGCCCGAAGAAUGCGCAGAGGGAGUAUGCAAUGGUUGCUGGUCCCUGCAACAGUUAUUGAAGAUUUGGAGAUCAGGAGUAGAUUCCAGUGCAGGCUAACUGAAUUUGCCUGGGCUCAGCAUCAUCCAGCGGACAAGUUUGCUCUUGUCUUUUCUGGACGCACCUCUAAUUUCAAAUCCCUAAGACGUUCACCUGGACGCACCAGGACCAGGACGAGGAUAGACGGUUUGCCGCAUCCUGGAUGGUGCUGCCGGCGGUCUGGGGGCAGCGGGGUCGUCGCCGUCGGCCGCCGCCCGGGGUGGCGAACGGCGCAGGGCGGGGCGGCAGGAGCAGCCGUGCAGGAGGCACAUCGAUCAGGCUACGCUGCAGAAACCAAGCAGCAGCGGGAGGCGCCGAAAGUGACAGUCGUGCUGCCGCGCUGGAAGGGCGGCCACCAGCCAGGGAGGUGGGCGCGGGCGGUGAACGGUCCUCUCACGGUCACGGGAGGACGGCGCGGGAUUUGGGGGAGCCAGGGAGGGGAUCUGGGGAGACCUGGCUGGCGAGCUCAACGGGGACGGGCCGUCGCGGAGGCAUCCAAAUUGUUGGGAAUCCUCGCGCUCCACCUCCAACGCCUCCGAUGCCUGGGAAUCCUCGAGGCCUGCCCCAACGCCUCCACCCCAGCCUCUGCCUCCGCCUGA
Messenger RNA from Miscanthus lutarioriparius, 870 nucleotides. The record is from the annotation of a GenBank genome assembly. NCBI's taxonomy places the organism in Eukaryota, Viridiplantae, Streptophyta, Magnoliopsida, Poales, Poaceae.